Messenger RNA from Neoarius graeffei (lesser salmon catfish), 4576 nucleotides. RefSeq names its product NACHT, LRR and PYD domains-containing protein 9-like. NCBI's taxonomy places the organism in Eukaryota, Metazoa, Chordata, Actinopteri, Siluriformes, Ariidae. The transcript is spliced from 13 exons. The record is from RefSeq and is a predicted model, not a curated record. Gene Ontology annotation, molecular function: protein binding. Bases 453 to 3476 code for a protein of 1007 amino acids.
CCGGUCGCCUCUUCUUCUUCACGUUGCAGUUCCGGAUACAAGAAUCCGACGAGUCGUGUAUGGAAGUACAGUGUGAGCAGUCAGAUCGCAUCCGAGCAUCGGAUCGUAUGCUGCGUGCUGUUUACCCCUGCGAUUCACUCGUACAGUGUGAGCAGCAGCUGAAUACCGCGAUUGAAAAAAAUCGCAGUGUCUGCCCAGCUUAACGCAACUUCAAAGCUCUGCGAGCGUCACACUUAGGAUGGGCGGGCCCAAGCUAGUCUCCACCCUCUGCUGUGUGUGCAAGUCAAGCUGGUGAAAGUGAAAGUGAAAAUACAUUUUGCAGUGAACGGACUGUAAAAGGCUUCAGGAGAAAAACGCACUGUGUAAUGGGGACCUAAUUCCUGAUUGUAAGGUUUACUUGCAGAAUCUACACCUUACUUGUAGUUUGUUUAUGGGUAUAAUCUGAAGGAGACAUGACCUCCAAAAUGAGUGUUUCUAAGAACAGAAAGAAAGACAAGAGAAUGAUGGAGGGAAAGAGAUCAGACUCACCAGAACCCAGCUGUGUGUCCAUGAAGAGUGACCAGUCAAUGGAAGCCCCACCUGCCUUCAGAGACAGAGACAGUCCUGCUGAUCUGAGAAUGAUGGCGGGAAAGAGAUCAGACUCACCAGAACCCAGCUGUGUGUCCAUGAAGAGUGACCAGUCAAUGGAAGCCCCUCUUGUUUUCAGAGACAGAGGCAGUUCUGCUGAUCUGAGAAAACAAAAGAAGAAAUCAAACAUCAGCAGAAAUCAGCUGGAGUCCAUAUUCAAGGAGCUGGAGCACAAAGUCAUCAGUGUGAUCCAGAAGGAGCUGAAGAGGUUUAAGAAGCUCCUGAGUCCAGAUUCCCCAGCAUGCUCUGAGAGGGAGGUGGAGGAUGAGGAGGAUCAGAGCAGUGUCAGAGAGGGAGUGCUGAAGAUCACACUGCACUUCCUGAAGAACAUGAACCACACAGAUCUCGCUCACACACUGAAGAACAAACUCGUCUCUGUGUAUCAGCAAAAGCUGAAAUCCAAACUGAGAGAGAAGUUUAAAAGAAUUAAUGAAGGAAUCUCACAGCAUGGAAACUCAACACUUCUGAAUGAGAUCUACACAGAGCUCUACAUCACAGAGGGUUGGAGUGGAGAUGUCAAUAAUGAACAUGAGGUGAGACAGAUUGAGGCAGCGUCCAGGAGACCAGCAACUCAGGAGACACCCAUCAAAUGUAAUGAUCUCUUUAAAGACACGUCCAUCAGAAGCGUGCUGACUAAAGGAGUUGCUGGAAUUGGAAAAACAGUCUCUGUGCAGAAGUUCAUUCUGGACUGGACGGAAGGAAAAGCAAAUCAGGACAUCACCUUCAUAUUCCCACUUCCCUUUAGAGAGCUGAAUCUGAUGAAGCAGGAAAAUCUUAGUCUGAUGAAUCUUCUUCAUCACUUUUUCCAAGAAAUGAAAGAAUUACGGUUAAUAGACUGUGGUAUUAACAAUGUCCUGUUUAUCUUUGAUGGUCUGGAUGAGUGUCGACUUCCUCUAAAUUUCCAGAACAAUGAGAGAUUGUGUGAUGUGACAGAGUCAGCCUCAGUGGAUGUGCUGCUGACAAACCUCAUCAAGGGGAAUCUGCUUCCCUCUGCUCUUCUCUGGAUAACCUCUCGACCAGGAGCAGCCAGUCAGAUCCCUCCUGAGUGUGUAGACCAGGUAACAGAGGUACGAGGGUUCAGUGAUCCUCAGAAAAAGGAGUACUUCAGGAAGAGGAUCAGUGAUCACAGCCUGGCCAAUAAAAUCAUCACACACAUGAAGUCUUCAAGAAGCCUCUACAUCAUGUGCCACAUCCCAGUCUUCUGCUGGAUCUCAGCCACUGUUCUAGAGAGAAUGUUGGGUGAAGCAGAGAGUGGAGAGAUCCCCAAGACUCUGACUCAAAUGUUCACACACUUCCUGAUCUUUCAGCUCAGACACAAGCACCAAAAGUACAGUCAGAAAUGUGAGCCUGAUCCUCAGCAGACCAGAGCGAGUAUCCUGGCACUGGGAAAACUGGCUUUCCAACAGCUGGAGAAAGGAAACCUGAUCUUCUAUGAGGACGACCUGAGAGAGUGUGGCAUUGAUGUGAGAGAAGUGUCAGUGUACUCAGGAGUGUGUACCCAAAUCUUCAGAGAGGAGUUUGGGCUUCACCUGGGGAAGGUGUUCAGCUUUGUACAUUUGAGUGUUCAGGAGUUUCUGGCUGCUUUAUAUGCAUUUGUCUCUUUCCUCAGCAGAAAUGUAACAGAACAACAAACCACUGAUCUGUCUAAUCUUUUCAACAAGUUAAACAUGUAUGAUUUUCUCAGGAAUGCAGUGGACAAGGCCUUACAGAGUGAGAAUGGACACCUGGACCUGUUCCUCCGCUUCCUUCUGGGUCUCUCACUGGAGUCCAAUCAGACUCUCUUACGAAACCUACUGCCCCAGACAGGAAACACCUCUCCCAGCAAUCAGGAAACAGUCGAGUACAUUAAGGAGAAGAUCAGGGAGAAUCCAUCUCCAGAGAAAUCCAUCAAUCUGUUCCACUGUCUGAAUGAACUGAAUGAUCAUUCUCUAGUGCAGGAAGUACAACAUUACCUGAACGUAGGAGAUUCCAGUCGUCUCAGUGGAGUCAGACUCUCUCCUGCUCAGUGGUCAGCUCUAGUGUUUGUGUUACUGAACUCAGAACAGGAGCUGGAUGAGUUUGAUUUGAGUAAAUAUGACCCAUCAGAGGAAUGUCUUCUGAAGCUGCUGCCAGUGGUCAAAGCCUCCAGAAAAGCUAAUCUGUGUGAGUGUAAUCUGACAGAGGAAAGCUGUAGAGUUCUGUCCUCAGUUCUCAGCUCAAACUCCUCUAGUCUGAGAAAACUGGACCUGGGUUACAAUAACCUGCAGGAUUCAGGAGUGAAGCUGCUCUCUGCUGGACUGGAGAAUCCACACUGUACACUGGAGAUACUGAGUCUGUGUGAGUGUGAUCUGACAGAGGAAAGCUGUAAAGUUCUGUCUUCAGUUCUCAGCUCAAACUCUUCCAGACUGAGUGAACUGGACCUGAGUCACAAUAACCUGCAGGAUUCAGGAGUGAAGCUGCUCUCUGCUGGACUGGAGAAUCCACACUGUACACUGGAGAUACUGAGUCUGUGUGAGUGUAAUCUGACAGAGGAAAGCUGUAGAGUUCUGUCCUCAGUUCUCAGCUCAAACUCCUCCAGACUGAGAGAACUGGACCUGAGUGGAAACAACCUGCAGGAUUCAGGAGUGAAGCUGCUCUCUGCUGGACUGGAGAAUCCACACUGUACACUGGAGAUACUGAGGCUGGAACACUGCAGUAUUUCAGGCCAAGGUUGUGCUGCUCUGUUUUUAGCUCUGAGGUCAAAUCCCUCAUCACACCUGAGAGAACUGAAUCUGAACUACAAUAAACCAGGAGAAUCAGUAGUGAAGCUGCUCUCUGAUCUACUGAAGGAUCCACACUAUACACUGGAGACACUACACAUUAAGAUCUGAAUCAUUCACAUUCAGAUGUAGAAGUUCCACAACGAUAACCGUGACUGAUCACAUCCUUUAUCCACUCAGCUCCACGUUACUUCACACCGAUAUUUCCUCAUAUCCUCCUGACUACCAGGGGGGAAAAAAGUUUUUAAAUCUCUAUUUUUUUUAACUUCCCCAAUUGUUUGAAAGGGAAUGAGGACAUUGACAAGAGUUUUUAUGAAAAAAAAAGUUUUUAUUUUUAAGAUAUAACAUGUCCUCUACAGUGGACAUCGGAACGUCAUACAUGUGAAAUAGUAUGAUAAUCACAAUCUGUAAAUGAAAAUACAAACAAUUCCACUUACAAAUAAGUCACACUUCUAUACAUGAGUGAGACAUCGAACAUCAGGGUUUUUUUUGUUUAUAUUGUGAUCUUUGAUGUAUUUCUGAUUGAUUCAUGGGGUAUGAUAUUUCAAAAAGCAAUUCCCCUUCUUUGAGACACAAAGGAAUACCUUGCACUUGGUGCACAUCACAUAGGUUUUACUUUUGCAACCAGAUCUGCGACACCUUGAUGCAUGUUUCAUCUACCAUCUCCGGGAGAUGGAUGGCCCCAUAGUAUCUCAGAGCUGCAUUUGGCUGUGGUUUCCACUUUUGACGUGGGGGAGUGUAGUCAUCCUCACUGUCACUUGCAACUCCUGCUUGGGCCCAAGUAAUCAACUGCUCACCAAGGAACAUUUUGAAUUCAAGAAACUUCAGUGCUUUCUUUCCCAGAAUCUGGCAAUCAAAAUGACUGCUAUAACAUUUGUUUAUAUUUUUUAUUGCCAUAACAUUCGCAACAACAAAUCACAUUUAAUGAGAUUGUAAAUGUGUAUUACGGUGUGUGAGAGGGAACGGGAACUGUUAUUAAAACCCAAUAGACCUUUUCUCCUUUUUAUUUUACAUUUUAUUUUAAAUGUGUAUUAGUGUGUGAGAGGGAACAGGAACUGUUAUUAAAACCCAAAAGACCUUUUUUCCUUUUUAUUUUUAUUAAAUACAUGGUUUAUUUAUCAGUAUUAUAGAACACACCCCGAGCCACUACAUUUUAAAGCAAGACGCCCUUUUGAUUUAAUAAAAUCAGUGAAACUUAUUUCCCUCUGAAA